Molecule: messenger RNA, 534 nt
Organism: Strongylocentrotus purpuratus (purple sea urchin)
Lineage: Eukaryota; Metazoa; Echinodermata; Echinoidea; Camarodonta; Strongylocentrotidae
Product: alpha-2Db adrenergic receptor-like
Exons: 2
Biological process (GO): chemical synaptic transmission; G protein-coupled receptor signaling pathway, coupled to cyclic nucleotide second messenger
Cellular component (GO): membrane; dendrite
Molecular function (GO): neurotransmitter receptor activity; G protein-coupled serotonin receptor activity
Source: RefSeq, a predicted model, not a curated record
AUGGCUAUCUACUACACGUUACUCAAUACUACCACAUUUCAACUGAACACAUUUACCGGGAGAACCGCUGUGUAUCUCGGCAUCGGCAUUCCUUGCAUCAUCGUCCUCCUAGCUGGAAAUGUGAUGGUAAUUGCGGCAGUUUUUACUCAAAGAGCGCUGAAGAAACCGUCUUACUAUCUCCUAACCAGCUUGGCCAUUACCGAUGUUAUCACCGGAACAAUCGCCAUUCCUCUUGAGCUUUAUCGCAGGGUUGUCACCAACGAUAUCACCUGCUCGGCAAAAUGGGACGUGUACUUCACUAGCGUUGUGUACAUGUGCGCCAGUGAUUCCAUGUUUCAUAUGGUGAUCAUCACGUUCGACCGUUACUUGGCCGUCUUGAAACCGCUACGGUAUAAUGCUCUCAUGACACCACAGCGUAUCCUUAUGUUGGCUUUACUCGGCUGGCUAACAUCCACGCUGAUCGCAAUAGAACAGAUUUUGGUGAUGACGUCAUUAAUCACUGUUAUCUUAUUAUUCAGUUACAUCAUGACCACA